CAUUUCUAUGGACGCAAACGCCAUCUUCUCACGAAUCCACAAAAAUCCUGUCAAGAAUACGUUCUAAAGUGAUGUUAAUUCGUUAAUUUAUCGGUCGAAUAUCAAUUAAAGACUGAGCUUUCGUUGUUCUUCGAAGGAAUAGAUACAAAUUGUUUGGAAUUUAUGUGAUCAUCAGCAAAUUGAAAUGAGUUUUUUUGGAUUUGGUCAAUCUGCAGAGAUUGAAAUAUACCUUGAUGGACAAGAGACUAGGAAAACUGCCGAAGUUAAAACGGAUGAUUCCAAGAAGGAAAGACUAUUGUUAUAUUAUGAUGGGGAAACAGUCUCAGGAAAGGUGAAUAUCAGUUUGAAAAAGCCUGGGAGUAAGUUGGAACAUCAGGGUAUCAAAAUAGAAUUUAUAGGCCAAAUUGAGAUGUUUUAUGACAGAGGUAAUCAUCAUGAAUUCAUUUCUUUGGUGAAAGAAUUGGCGCGCCCCGGUGAAAUGAUUGCAAAUACCAGCUAUCCUUUUGAAUUCAGCUGUGUAGAGAAGCCUUUUGAAGUAUACACAGGAGCUAAUGUCAGACUGCGCUAUUUCCUAAAGGUGACCAUAAUUCGUAGGCUUGCAGACAUAGUUAAGGAAUUAGAUAUAGCUGUCCAUACUUUGUCGAGUUACACAGAGAUGAACAGCUCCAUUAAAAUGGAAGUGGGUAUAGAAGAUUGCUUGCACAUUGAAUUCGAGUACAACAAAUCGAAGUACCACCUGAAGGACGUCAUUGUGGGUAAAAUCUACUUCCUUUUAGUGCGGAUAAAGAUCAAACAUAUGGAAAUUGCCAUCAUCAAGAAAGAAACAACAGGGCAAGGUCCCAACACUUUCACAGAAAACGAGACAAUAGCCAAAUAUGAAAUAAUGGACGGGGCCCCAGUUAGAGGAGAAAGCAUUCCGAUCAGGGUUUUCUUGGCGGGAUACGAUCUAACCCCAACCAUGAGAGAUAUAAACAAGAAGUUCUCCGUUAAAUAUUUCCUAAAUCUUGUUCUUAUGGAUACCGAGGAUAGGAGAUAUUUCAAGCAACAAGAAAUCACCCUGUGGAGAAAAGGUGAUAAAAUACGUAAGAAUAAUGCUCAUAGUCCUUCUAUUAUGGCCGGUACGCAGAAUUUGCAGAACAUGGCGCAGGCUCACCAGAAAUCCUUGGAAAAUAAGGGAAAUAACGAUAUCAUCAACGAUGGGGAUGAAUCACCUGAAAGCGGUGUACCUGGUGUCAAGGAAGACUUUUUGAGGGCGCCAAAUUCAGAUUCGAAUGACAAAAGUAGAGACCCGUUUGACGGUAAGACAUCUUCACCGGAAGAAGCGGAGUAUAGGAAAAUCGAGAACAUGACCAGAGAAGCAGGAGACGGACAAAACGAUAACGGCAACGAUGCUGCUGAGUGAUAGGAAAAGCAAUGCUCGAAUAGGAAAUAUCAAGAAAGUGCUAUUGGAAAAAAUUAUAUAGAAGUGUUUGUAUAUAAUGUAUUUGUUAUAUCGACAGUUUGAAACUGUAUGUCAUGUAUAUUAUGAAAUUUAUUGAUUUACACUUUAUUAUUGUAUAUUUCUCAUAUAGUAAACGUUACUGAGUACAUAGAACAUUUUA
Coccinella septempunctata (seven-spotted ladybird) is the source of this 1601-nucleotide messenger RNA. RefSeq names its product vacuolar protein sorting-associated protein 26B-like (gene Vps26). NCBI's taxonomy places the organism in Eukaryota, Metazoa, Arthropoda, Insecta, Coleoptera, Coccinellidae. Bases 185 to 1402 code for a protein of 405 amino acids. Gene Ontology annotation, biological process: retrograde transport, endosome to Golgi; intracellular protein transport. Gene Ontology annotation, cellular component: retromer complex; endosome. The transcript has 9 exons. The record is from RefSeq and is a predicted model, not a curated record.